Molecule: messenger RNA, 8662 nt
Organism: Siniperca chuatsi (mandarin fish)
Lineage: Eukaryota; Metazoa; Chordata; Actinopteri; Centrarchiformes; Sinipercidae
Gene: znf618
Product: zinc finger protein 618
Exons: 15
Coding region: 552-3479 (975 amino acids)
Molecular function (GO): protein dimerization activity
Source: RefSeq, a predicted model, not a curated record
UAGAGCUGCAGUAAGAGCCUAUUAUAAUGUCCUCAGUUCACGAGAAUUAUUUUCCUCUGCGUAAUUUCCAGUCUCUUUUUCUCCCGUGUAACUUCAUUGUCGGCCAACCUUUUUUCUGUCUUCUUCCCAUACUUUUUUCCUUUUUCUUUCUUUUUUUUCAUGUAGGCAAAUAUACAGGCCGGCGCUGCAAUUUCGGAAUCUGCCCUUGUAUAUGGCGGACGAAAUUUCUACAGGAGGAACCGCAACACAAACCCUCUGUGCAAGGCAGAAACGGAGAGCCUGCACGGACUGUGUAAACCUCGGAAAAUUCAUGAUUCAUUACGCCAUUACUCUUUACUAAAAUGUAACGUAGCUUGUCGCGGAGGAAAAAAAGGAUGUGGUGAAAAUUUUCAACAUUUGGAAUUUCUCAUAACUAAUUUACAAUUUUUUUUUUUGGAGGGAGCAGUUGUGCAGUCACCUCUGGUCGGGGAGGGAAGAUUUCUGGAGCGGGAGCCUGUUUCGCAUGAGCUGCAUCGUUUUUGGAGAAGCACGGGCUCAGAGGAGGUGGAGUCAUGAGUGCACAAGAGGCACCCAAUCCUGGGAAGGAGCAGGCAGGCGGUGGGAGUGCAGCCCCAGAUGGCCCCUCACCAACUUUAGCCCCACAGUCCACGAGUACUAGUCCACCACCUGUCACAGUAAAGAAAGAGCCUGGGACCUUGGAGACGAGUAACGGGAAAGUGGGUGAUGCCAACCCUGCUGAGAUCUGUGUUGUCAUUGGAGGAAAUGAUGGCGGAGCAAGUGGAGUUGGAUCCCGUAGAGCUCAGCCCGAGGGUAUGUUUGCCCUUGGUACUCCUCCUCCAACGAAGAGCACAGACUCAUGCAUAGGUUCCUAUGUAUGUGGGGUGUGUGGGAAGAAGUACAAGUAUUAUAACUGCUUUCAGACACACGUCAGGGCACACAGAGAAUCAGAGAGCAUGGUUGGAGAUGGUCUACCCCAGACACCCAACAAUAGCUUCCGUUACUCCUGUGACAUCUGUGGCAAGAAGUAUAAAUACUACAGCUGCUUCCAGGAGCACCGUGACCUGCAUGCAGUUGAUGAUCCAUAUGAACAGGUCGUGUUACCUGUGGAUGGCCUUAAAGAGGAGGAGCCAGUUGAACCCUACCAGAAAAUUGGACCAAGGGGAAAAGCACUCGCCCACCUCCGCAGAGACCGCGGGUUCAACCGACGGCAGCGGGUGUCCCUUCAAACACAAUUGGCAGUGUUAGCAGAAACUGGGAGCUAUGUUUGUGAGUUUUGUGGGAAGCAGUACAAGUAUUUCAACCCAUACCAGGAGCAUGUUGCUCUUCACACACCAAUGGGCUCCUUCGAUAUGAAGGCAUCACGGGUACAGGAAUGUGGUAGCAUGGAUAUGAGUAAAUUUGGCCACAGUCAAACUGACAGUCCAUUCAGGCGGAAACUGGAAAGUGCAAUUCAGUCUAGUCUGGUUGACACAAACAGCUCGCAGAAUUCAAGCGGAACUCCGAGCCCUCUGGUGGCCACCUCCUUCUCUACAACCCAGAAACCCUACACAUGUGGUGCCUGUGGCAUCCAGUUCCAGUUCUACAACAACCUGCUGGAGCACAUGCAGUCCCACGCUGCGGACAAUGAGAACCACACCAAAGUGGACUCUCCCAAAAGCUCCUCAGCCUCUGGUCCUCAAGAGCAGCUGUGGAGAGGUGCUCAGGCUCAGGCCCAGGCUCAGACCCAGGCCCAGGCUCAGACCCAGGCCCAGGCUCAGACCCAGGCCCAUUCCUCAGUUAAACUACAAAUCCAGCCUCAAAGUAUCUCCCAGAGAAACCACACUCUUAGCCAGAAUAAUGGACUACCUGAGAAGGAGCGACAGCAGGUGGCUGAGCGCCUCUUACGGGUAAUGUGUUCAGAUCUGAGCAUGCUAAACGUGCUCAACAGCAAGGACUUCCUGAAGUUGGCACAGACCCUAGUGGAUACGGGUGCUCGUCAUGGUGCCUACUCCACCCGUGAUGCUUUUGGCAAUAUGAGUGCCUUGGCACUGCGCCAGCUGCCCCGCAUGUACAACCAAGUCAAAGUCAAAGUCACGUGUGCCCUAGGCUCCAAUGCUUCACUUGGCAUCGCUGUCACGUGCCACUCUCAGACAUCAGGCCCAGAUGCUUGCUAUGUUCUAACAGCCUACCAGGUGGAGGGGUCAAGACUGAAACGCUAUGUGCUCGGCGUGAGGGAGGCUGAGCUGAGGGAAGGGCCUGAGCAGGUUCACCACUGGGUGCAGAAUGUGCUGUCUGAGUUUGUGAUGUCAGACAUUCGCACCGUGUAUGUCUCCGAGCCCAGAGUGUGGGCAGCAGGAUUUGCUGGAUCACCACUUGGUGGUGGUGGGCGGGGCCGGAUAUGCUUGCGAUGCGCGGGGUGUUCACUCGGUGCAGUUGUCCAGGCCGUUCUUGGGAAGCGCAGCCUCCAGGCUCGAGGUCUUCAUGAGUUGGCUGAGCUUCUCUCAACAUGCAGAGAUAUUGCCUCCUCCUCCACGCUGUCCCUUCGUGAGGAACAGUGCACCAACACAUCCACAAGCACAACUGAAGAAGGUACACAGGGCAGCCCUGCACAAUGCCCCACCCCUCCUUGCUGGGAUCGUAUGGCCGAAGCUCUUCUGCAGGUCCAUGCUCACUUUGAACAAAUUUGCGAGGCUUAUGGACGCAGUAAGGCCACAGCUCCUCUCCUCCAAGGUCUCAACAAGCAUCUGCUAGGGACGCUGGCUUGUCUGCUGGCCCCUCUGCGUCUGGCAGCUUUGGAGCUGAGCAGCCAGAGGAGACCAACCUUACAGCAGGUGCUGCCCGUCUACCUACGCUUGGAGAAGUUUUUCACGUCCAAAGCUGGAGAAGCUGGAACUGGUACGGCUAGCAAACUCUGCCACUACUUCCUAGAAGCACUUAAGGAAAACUUCAAGGUUGAACGAGCCCACCAGGUAGCCAUGGUCCUGGACCCACAGCUCAAGCUGCGUUCAGUGCCGGCCUACCAGCAUGAAGACAUAAUCUCCCGUGCAUGUGAAAUGGCUGCUGAAACCAGGGAUGGAGGGAUGACUGGUGGUGGAGGUUCAGGUGGCGAAGAGCGGGACACUGAUGGCCCACCAACCCCUAAAAUAAGCCGCAUAGAGGGUGGGGGUAACAAUGUUGGCACCUCAAGGGGGACCUCCUCAUCUUGCACAGUGUCUGGUAAUGAUGAGAGUCAGAGCCAAGUUAGACAAGAGAUUUUUAAAUACCUGGCGGAGCCUCUUCUCCAAGGCACACCUGACCUCUUCCAGUACUGGAGCUCAGCAGUGGGUGAGAAGUUCCCCAGGCUUGCUCGCCUGGCACUGUGGCUCCUUGCUGUGCCUGCUGUAGGCAUACGGAGUGAGUGUGUGACUGUGUGUGAGCAGAGUCUGGCUAUGAAGAGGAGGCAGCAGGUAACCGCCGAGGAGAUGAACAAACUAAUUUUUCUUCGCUCCAACAUGGGCUAGGAGAGAAACCCAACCAACCAAACCUUCACCUCCAACCAAUGACUGAAGACUAUUAUUUAUAUACUGUAGGUUUAGACCAACUGUAAACUUAAAUGUGUAUGAACAUUAAUAUACUUCUUGAGACAGAUAUUUACAGGAAACUCACAUUGUACAGGUUGCAAACACCCAUAAAACAAUAUGGCCUAUUACAUAUUUUGUAUGGAGAAAGGACUGUUGUAAAGUACUCUGGACAAAAUGUAGGGGUGGAACGCUAACUCUCAAAAGAUUGUCCUGUUUGGUACGCCACCCUCGGUUUGGGAUGCACGUCUAAGCAGGAAGACUUUCGGUCUUAUCGCGACCAGUGAUUUGAAUUACUCCAGCCUAAUGACUAAACUGCUAAAAGGCUAUAAUGCUGUUAUUCUCACUGGAUGGCAACAUCAGGUAAAGUCAGCUUUCACUACUUGAACUUACUGUCAUAGACCUCUGAAAACAGUCCUACUAGAUUAGUAAAGAUGUCCAAGAGAUAUAUAGCAGUAAGUACUGUAGCAUGUACAGUAUGUUGGAGAAUGAUUAUUUUCAUUGGCGUAUGACAAAAAAAUUCAAGUGGUGAUUCCUCACUGCCAUUGCACCUCUGACAAUUAAGUGUUCUAGGUUUAUGAUUUACUAUCAUGUAACACUGAAAAUUGUAUUUUUCAACAUAUUCAGCCACGGGAGAUGGUCAGGUAACAGAGCUAAAUCAUUCCAGCUAAUUUGACGGUUGCUUCAGUGGCCUAAAAAUGUAGCUGUGGAUCAUUUGCAUGCACUGCACAGCAUGCAUUUUUCAUUCAAAAGGGUAAAAAACAGCUGAUAAAACAUUAAUAACGAUAAGAUGCUUUCCUUUUUGUUACAAAUUGUAAAGAAAAGUAAUCCGAUGGUUUGUUUUCUUUCUAAAAUUAACUCAAGAGGUCUUAUGCUGCUAGAUAUGCAAGUCAAACGGCUAGAUUUGCACAAAUCAUGAAGUUAGGUUGAAUAAAAUCAAACUUUUGGUUAAGUUUUCGUAACAAAUAUUUGUUUUUUAUAUGCACAAAGAGGACAGCAUCAUAUUAGAACCUGUUUGUGGUCAACUUUUACACUCAUUUCAUUCAGCCUUACUAUACUGUAGCUGGAUUGCACCAAUAGGGAAUUAAAUAACAAGUUGGAUAAAUAAAUCUUAUAUUAUCCUAAUACUUGAUGGUACAACCCAGCUUGUAUGUCAGUAACUACACAAUAAUGACAUCUAGAGGCCAUUUUGUCUGGCUUGAUGACAGUUUCCAGUGCUGGUAAUUCAGGAAUGUCAGUCAGCUCCGUGAAAAGAGACACCUACAGUCAACUAUAAGUUGCAUCAAUACACUUCUUUACACCGAAGACGUUUUGCCUGUGCAUUGUCAUCAAAUAUACAGCAGUAUGUUAUUAGCCAUCAGUUUGGUGAGCUCGUAGGCAAGGAUUUAAUUCAUAAUUAAUAAUAAGAAAUCCUUGUGUGGUCGCCCUGUGUGUGUGUGUGUGUAUUUGUUUUUUUUUUCCCGAAAACUUAAUUAGAAGCGACUUGUCCAUAGGAAAGUUAUUAUUUUAUUUAUUCUUCUUUCCUCAUUUAUCAUUCUAAUCUAAACAUUGUCUUCCUCAUGUGAGCUACAAAUGUCCAUUUUCAAGGCAAUAAGCUUUAUCAUAGGGCAUAGUUUCCAACUUCAUCUACUAAAAUAGACGCUCCUGCAGUUAAUUAUUAAUGGUAAAUUAUUUUCUGUUUGUGAAAUCAACGGGAUUUUCUCAGGAAGUGAGUGCACCCAAGCAGGCACAAUGCUUUUUCCUCACUGUACCGAAAACACACCAAACUGUGACCUCAAUGCUGAGGUCUGUACUGAACCACGACUUUUGUGAAACGUUCCACCCCAAAUACAGUUAGUGCCAUUUGCAACAAACGAAAAAAAUGGAUCACUGAGGGUUUUUUGUUUUUCAGGAUGAAGCAAAUUCUGCCAGUACAUUCACUCAAGUCAACACAUGCAUACUAAUGAAGUCAAGUUAUUUAUUUUUUUACGGAUUCUAGUAUACAUUUACAUGAGCUAAUACCUCCUAAAAUGACUUGGAUGAAUGGAAGUUAUACUGUAAAUUUGUUUGUUGCCUUUGGUACUAAUUAGUCAAGUACUAGUUUGUCAUCUCUGUUUUUGGGCCUUAAGUCACUUUCAUGCAAUCACCUUAAACCCUACAGUCAGAGCCAACACCAUGCCUUUUUGUUGCUGUUAAAUGGCCUUCUUUUCACCAUCUUUUCUAAAGCUUGUAUUUAUUUAUUUUUUGUUUGUUUGUGUUGUUUUUCAACCCUUGUAGACUCAAAGGGACGUGUGGCUGAUUGGAAACAGUAUCCUCUAGUGGUCAAAUGUAGACUUUUUAAAAUCAUUGACAACUGGUAUUUGACAAGUGCUUUGUUGCCAAAGUUGAACUAAGUGAACAUGUAUGCUUUUUGGAGUCAUCUUUUGGUUUAUGAAACAGGUCAGGAAUUAUUUCAACAACACACCCAAGCACAAGUAUUCACUGUAUAAACUCCUACUACAGAGUCUUUUCAGUAUAUUAGAAAUCACAUCUUCAAUGGGAGUCGUACCAAAGCAGGAAGAUAUAUCAAUACUGAUAUUGUGGUAUGAAACUUUCAUUUGGAUUUUGUUUAUCAAUAUUUGUGGUGCAGCUUAAAUAUUGUCUUUUGAUCCUAAAGGUCAAAUGCUCCACAUGAAUGAACAGGGAAUGUCUCCUCCUGCUUGGCCAGAAUUAACGUUAAUGUUUUAUUGCCAGAGGCUACACCAUCUACUUCAUAUUCAAAUAUUAAACACUAAUAGUCAUAACUGAAAAUAGCAUCCCAUUGUCAACAGUAAAAAACACGUUUAUCUCUUUUUAUCAUGUUUCCCAGCUUUAGGCCCCAGCACAACUUAAGUUACGGUUAAGUUACACUUCUGCCCCUUUGGUGUGAUAUCCAUGGAUCAGAGUUUACCUUUGUUCAACUUUGACCUCACAGAUGUGCCGAUCAGUAGGCACUCUGAUGACAUGUACUUGGAAAUUGAGAAGUCACUAUUCUAGCCCUGUGGCACCACCUUGUUUCACACAAUAUCACACUAACAGACAAAAAACUGCUGCAUCGCCCUCAUAGACGGUUUACAGUCAUUGCUCUGAUCAACAUUUAUUUAUGACCUGGGUCAGAAGUGUGACGUCAUGUCCUUUUUCGAGGCUGGCUGCGGCGCAGUUUUGUUAAACGUAAGGCUAAUGUGACUACUUUUAGGUUGAAAAGACACAGUAAGUACGAUGUGAGUCAUUGCACAUGCAAAAUUAUAGGGCAUCUGAGUGAAUGGUCAAAAGUGGAAAGCGAAGAACAGAUCAUGGUCUCACAAAAAUGAGAAUCUUUUUAGUCCACGUGAAUGCAAUUGGUGUCAGUUUUCAGCUAUAUGAUAAAAUAUGAAAAAAUGCAUACAAGGUUGAAAAUGCUUAAAUUAUGUCAGUCAGUCAAAGGUGAAUGGCUCUGCAUUGAAAACUGUUUCACAACUAUAUAAGAUGUUUUUUUAAUAGACUGUAGCCCUCCUUACCUCUAUCAAGAGCUUUGAUUUAGUGUUUUCAUAAAUGCUUUUCUCUCCUUAAAGAGUUACUUCACACCAGGCUGAAAAGCACUGUCCUGCUGUCCUCUCUGGUUGAAGGUUUCAAGCCUGUUUAACCUCUAGGUGUGGUCAGAAAUGUGCUCUGUUGCACCCAACAGCAAUGUCGUGGGGUCUUGGAGUACACCUGUACAUCACUGCAGCCAGGUGAGAAGUUAAACUACUGGAGGUCAGCAAAGACAUUUUGAGGGGGUGUUAAGUUAUAAUGGUUUUUCAAAAAUGUAUGUUUAUUUUUUAUUUUUUUUUUUUUUUUACAUUGAAAGUUAUUAUUAUGUCUGGGUUGGUUUGGUCUUAACAGUUUAUCCCUGCUUGGGGAGAAUGACGUCAUUUAGUGCAACCAAGAUGUACAUCAUUUCAUUGUGAUAAUUUGCAUUCCUGAAACCAAUAUGUAUACUGCUGUUUUCAGUCUGAUUUAUGUCACACAUUUUAUAUUUUGGUAAAAAAAAAAGAAAAUUGCUGUAAAUUAUAUUUAGUACCAAUCCAAUGUUUUACCUCAGUACUCAGAAGGUAAUGUUGUAAUUUAAAGAUUGGAAAUCAGCUGUUGACACAAAUUUAGCUUUGGUCAAAGAUAUCCGGUAGUCAAAAUACUGUACAUUGGUUUGCGGUUUUAGCAGUAAUCCUUGAUUGAAUUGAUGAAGGGAUUUUUCUUACAGUUUUUAAAUAAGUAUUUUAAAUAGAAUAUGCUCUGGGACAAAAUGCCAUUGUUGACGUAAUGAUGUCAACUUAAUUUUACUUAGAAAUAGCAUUCUUUCUGUUGAUUAAAUGAGAAUUAUAUCUAAGAUAUGCAUGCUUUUAAUAAGAGUACUGAUAUAUAACGUUAGAGCCACAUGAUUCACUUGCAUCUGAUGAGAAACACUGGCUUAUGAGUAGACGCUACCUUAAGACACUCUAUCAAGAGUCAUCAAGUGACAUCAUCCAUUUUCAGUGGAUGUAUUAUGUAAAUACAAGAGAACUGCUGUUUUUAUGCCACAAGGGGGAGCCUUCAUUACAGAGAUACAGUAGGGAACACCAAUAACAUUAUACCUCUAUUUUCUACAGUAGCAUUUCAAAAGGUUUUGAUAUAAUAGAAAACUCAACUUAGAUACUGUUAUUAGAAAAUUGAAAUCAGCUGUAAGUUUUAUUUUGUUCCAGGAUUUUAACUUAUUCAGAUAAUAAUUGUAAAAUAUGGUAUAAGAAUGCUAACAUGGAGCUCUGUUCUGUUUAACUCUGGAUUAUAGUCUGUAUUAUCAAUUCAGGUUAAGAAAUUAGUGUUGCUUUCAUCCUAUUUUACAGGCAUUACUUCCUUUUAUACUCUGCUAAAAUGCAAAAAAUGUGUUUGAUUCUAUUAAUUUUGUCUUUUUUAUCGCACUUUGGCAGCAGAUUCCUGUGUAGCUUCAGAUCUGAGUUGUCUUAUUAGUAAGCCUAAUUUAUACUUUUGUAGCAACACUAUUUUUAUAUAAUAGCAAAGAAAGGGUUCAGUGUCUUUUUUUUGUUUUUCCUGUGUCAUAUGUGGCAGCGCUGUUCAAUGUUUCUUGAAUACAUUACCCACUGUAGUAUGUGAUGUGUGAAUAAACUCCAAAUCUGUCA